AUGGGAUAUUUCAUCCGCAGCUUCCUGACUGAACGUAAAGCUAGAGUCUUCAUCGAUGGCAAGCUAUCAUCCGCCCACACCAUGGCAAACGGUGUGCCUCAAGGCUCUGUAUUGGCCUCAACGCAAUUUCUUAUUGGGAUGCAAUUACUCUUUGACGUAGUUCCAGAGGACGUCAAUGUUCUCGCCUAUGCUGACGACAUAACCCUGAUAUCCACGUCUUCUUACUCAGUACUACCCAGAAAGCAACUACAAAUAGCCGUGGAUAGGGUAGACAACUGGACAUCUUCCAUGGGCUUCACCUCCGCUCCAGAAAAGUCAAAACUCAUGCAUCUUAGUAGCAGGAAGAAGAAGCUGAACAAACUUCCCCCACUUAUAAUGGGCAAUAAAGUUAUCCCCAUUGUUCACGCAUCCCGCAUUCUAGGAGUCUUGGUGGAUGAUAAACUCAAAUUCAUCAACCAUGCAAACCAAGUUCGGAAAUCAGCUUCACCCAAACUCAACAUCCUUAAAAAAUUAUGUAGCACCCUGGGUGCCGGCACCCGCUCUUCACUGUUCCGAUUCCUUCAUGGAUGGCUGCAAGCUUCACGGAAUAGGCCUAGCAUGCUUCACGGACUGGGCCUAUUUAGUCGCGGUGGCGACCGCAUUAACGAAAAACUGGAGCCAAUAUACAACCAAGCAGUUUGCAUCAUCGGUGGCGCCUUCCGGAGCAGCCCAAUCAUUUCUAUCAUGGCAGAAAGUGGACAGAUCCCUCUUGACUACGUCAUCGCAAAGAACCUUUCCAGCAAAACGAUCCGCUGGAUAUUCUACAACCGAAACUCCGAAGUACCUUUGGUCCAGCCCCUGAACCUAGACUUCGCCAAUUCAAUGACCCUGUCUCAAAAGUCGAUGUCAGCUUGCUUUUCGCGGUACAAGCCGGAGAAAGCUCUACCGUUACCCUGCCCAACUUUCAUCAGCUCGUUAACCGAAAGUACAAGAAAAUACCCAAGUUCUUCACUGAUGGUUCCAAGUUCACUGACGGCCAUGUUGGAUGUGGCAUAUUCAGCACUACCGGCAGUGUGGUCCUUGCUCUACUACCCAAUCAUCUUCUACGACUCUGCAAGCGAGCUGAGAGCUGUCCAGGCAGCCAACAACAAACACCCAUGGAUCACUGCCCUUUCCAACAUAGCAGCUGCGAAGAAAAUAACUCUGUGCUGGAUUCCUGGUCACUCCAAGAUUCCCGGCAACGAAGCAGCAGAUCGACUAGCCUUCAACGAUGCCUCCCACUGGCUUAAAAACCACCUGCUCCUCUCUUGGGCAAACACCUGGAACAACAUCACCGAAAACAAGCUGAGGGAGGUCAAAAACUGCACCUAUGCAUGGAACGACCGGAAUUCCUUCUUUGAGCGGAGAGCUCUAACCCGAAUACGCAUAGGACACCCAAGAUUAACCCAUGACUAUCGUAUGGGUAAAGAGGACCCUCCCAUCUGCCCUGCUUGCAGCGUAACCAUCACCAUCAAACAAAUCCUUACGCGAUGUCCUAUACAGCAGCAAGCCCGCCUGGACUGUAAUCUAGCCGACAACCUUCGACAGAUCCUGUCGAAUGACCCUGAAGUAGAGGAAAAGGUCCUCUCAUUCCUUCGGAGCAGCAGCAUCUACGAAGAAAUAUAA
This is a messenger RNA of Uranotaenia lowii, 1644 nucleotides long. RefSeq lists its product as uncharacterized. The transcript has 4 exons. The coding region runs from base 1 to 1644 and encodes 547 amino acids. The record is from RefSeq and is a predicted model, not a curated record. Lineage: Eukaryota; Metazoa; Arthropoda; Insecta; Diptera; Culicidae. Gene Ontology annotation, molecular function: nucleic acid binding.